Molecule: messenger RNA, 1997 nt
Organism: Papaver somniferum (opium poppy)
Lineage: Eukaryota; Viridiplantae; Streptophyta; Magnoliopsida; Ranunculales; Papaveraceae
Product: protein trichome birefringence-like 35
Exons: 6
Coding region: 174-1598 (474 amino acids)
Cellular component (GO): Golgi apparatus
Molecular function (GO): O-acetyltransferase activity
Source: RefSeq, a predicted model, not a curated record
UGGAAUAUAGUAGCCUUUUUAACCAAUCCAUUACCAUCAAACUAAAUUAGUUCUUUAAUUAAGAAAACUAAGCAAGAAAGGGACUUUCACUUGAAAUUCCAUUCAACAUCACUGUCUCAACUCAAACCCAAAUCUGUGACUAACCCUCUUCCUUUUUUCUCCAUUCUCUCUUUAUGAUGCAGAGAUGGAAAAGAAAACCAGCAAAAUUUCCUCUAAUUGCAUUAAUCUUCUCUGUUUGUAUAGUAAUUUCAAUCCUGUACAAUGAACGUAAGAUUCACACUGUUUAUGAAAAUAAACUACAAAAAACAGCUUCAACUGAAGAAGUAAUAGAAGAAGAAGGAGUAGGAGUAGUAGAAGAAGAAGUUCCCAUUACUCAAAUAUCAUCAGAAGCUGACCAACAAUCAUUAAACCCUCCAAAUAUCUCAAUCCACAGUAACCCAAAGCCAGUUCCUGCUGAUUUGGAUAGAUUCACAACAUGUACAUCUACUAGAAGUUAUAAUGGGGGCAGAAAAACAAGGAAAGUUAUUGGUUUAGCAAACCCCUUAGCUAAAAUUGGAGGAGGGAGUAGUUCGGAUAGCUGUGAUUUGUUUUCUGGGAAAUGGGUUUUUGAUAAUACUUCAUACCCACUAUACAAGGAAUCCAAGUGCCCUUAUAUGUCUGAUCAGUUGGCUUGUCAAAGACAUGGUAGAUCAGAUUUGAUGUACCAGAAUUGGAGAUGGCAACCUCAUAACUGCAACUUAAAAAGGUUGAAUGCAACUGAGAUAUGGGAAAAGUUGAGAAAUAAGAGGUUGAUGUUUGUUGGGGACUCACUGAAUAGAGGACAAUGGAUAUCAAUGCUGUGCUUGUUAGAAUCGGUGAUUCCCAAUGAUAAAAGAACUAUAACACCUCAAGCCCCACUCACCGUAUUCAGGGCAGUGGAAUACAAUGCGACGGUCGAGUUCCACUGGGCACCGCUCCUAGUUGAAUCCAAUGCAGGUGAUCCGGUGAACCACAAAGCAGAUAAUAGGAUAAUUCGUCCGGAUACUAUUCUCAAACAUGCAGCUGAAUGGGAUAAGGCUGAUAUACUGAUCUUUAAUACAUACUUGUGGUGGAGACAAGGUCCCGUUAAAAUGUUAUGGAGUACCGAAGAAAAUGGGGUUUGUGAGGAAUUAGAUGGAAUGGGAGCAAUGCAGCUGGCAAUGGAGGCAUGGGCAGAAUGGGUGGCUACGAAGGUGGAUCCCAUCAUGAAGCGGGUCUUCUUUGUCACUAUGUCCCCUACCCAUAUGUGGAGCCGAGAGUGGGAACCAGGGACAGAAGGCAAUUGUUACCAGCAGAGGACACCCAUAACCACGGAAGCUUACUGGGGAAGUGGUUCAGAUUUACCCACAAUGCGGAUGGUGGACACAGUUCUAUCCAGGCUGGGCUCAAAAGUUUCUGUUCUCAACAUCACUCAGCUCUCUGAUUAUCGCAAAGAUGGACACCCUUCAAUCUUCAGAAAGUUCUGGGAAGCUCUGAGCCCCGAGCAGUUAUCAAACCCUCCUUCCUACUCUGACUGUAUUCACUGGUGCUUGCCUGGCGUUCCCGAUGUCUGGAAUGAACUUCUUCUUCAAUCUUUGUAGACAUUGCAUAUAUUUCUCAGACCCACUAGGGGUCCUGGAAAAAAAAACAUAGUUGACGUCAAAAUAUUCUCAGGUAUAGGUUUCACAACUUUUCAUUUUGUUCUUUGCUUCUUAUUAGAUAAAAACUAACUCAAAUUUACAACGUACGUGCUAAAAGUAUUCAUUAGGGCAGUAAGUAAGCAUAAAGGAGCUCAUUCCAAGUAUCAGGGACUCCAGGAAGGCACCAGUGCAUACAGUCAGAAUAACUAGCAGGGUUUGCUAUUUGUUCUGGAGUUAAUGUAUCCCAUAUUCUUUUAUACAUAGAAGGAUGGGCUUCUUUUCUGUAUUCUGAUAGUUGUGUAAUAUUCAUUAUUUUCACAUCAACACCUUUAACUUUUAAUUUAUUGACUGCACUCUCCA